UCUAACGUUCUUUAGAGUCCUCGCUCUCGGAAAGCUGAGCACUGGGUGCACAAUGGCAAGCACGAAGCCGAGCCCUCCCACCCUUCAGAAAUCGGGAGCCAUUUCUAAAGGCUACAACUUCGCCUCUACUUGGGAACAGAAUGCUCCUCUAACGGAGCAGCAACAAGAUAACUGUGUCUCAUACGGUUGCGGAGCGGCCUUUUCCUCUCAAUCUGCCACCGGACUAUGUCUCCCACCCCGAUAAUGCCUUGUCCAUCUCUGUUUCCGCUAAAGACUCUUCUCUCCAACAUUCUGGUCCUGCCAUCCAACCGUUCUUGGUCAAUACAAACCAGGUGGAUGACACCCUAGACUUUUUUGAUGAACUACAGCUGCAGCAUCAGGCUGUAGCUACGAAGACUAAAACUCUUCAUGAUGCAUGUGAUCGGCUGGUAAUGGAGAAGCAAAGACUGAUUUAGUUUGCAGAAGCACUUCGUAGUAGGCUCAAGUACUUUGAUGAAUUGGAGAAUGUAAGGGUUGGUGGGUGAGGUUGCGGAUUCCAUCCCUCAUGGUUGGAGGAGUUGUAUUUAUACAGCCAUAAGCUUACAUACUAUUCAGAUAGGAUUGCUUCCAAUUUUUAUUCUUCAAAUAUGAAUGUUGGAAAUGAAAACUUCGUCCCACUGCUCAAGCGGCUUGAUGACUGCAUUUUGUAUGUUGAAAGUAAUCCAGAGUAUUUAGAAUCCAGUGUUUACUUCCUCAAGUUUCGACAACUUCAGUCUCGAGCUCUGGGCAUGAUGCACUCUCUUGUAUUUUCUAUCCUCAAAAGUGCUUCUUCUCAGGUCCAGACAGCAAUUCGAUCUAGUGGCAGCAGCAAAACAGCUGUUUCUGAAGGUGUAGAGGCAUCUGUUAUAUAUGUUCGUUUCAAAGCAGCUGCAAACGAGCUAGUGCUGGAGGGAAUUGAAAGCAGAUCAUCGAGGAAAGAAUAUGUUCAACUUCUUGCAGAAUGCCACAGAUUAUAUUGUGAACAGCGGCUUUCCUUGGUAAGAGGCAUUGUGCAUCAACGGAUAUCUGAAUUUGCCAAGAAAGAGGCCUUGCCAUCAUUAACUAGAUCUGGAUGUACAUAUCUAAUGCAGGUCUAUCAGCUUGAGCAUCAGCUCUUUGAUCAUUUUUUCCCAUCUUCUGAGGACAUUUCAAGUUUGGCUCCCUUAAUAGAUCCCCUGUCUACAUAUUUGUAUGAUAUACUCCGCCCAAAACUUAUUCAUGAAACAAAUCUCGAUUUUCUGUGUGAACUUGUUGAUAUCCUCAAAGCUGAAGUCUUAGGAGAACAGCUAAAUAGGCGGCACAAAUUGUUAGCCGGGCUGCGCCCUACCUUACAAAGAAUUCUAGCAGAUGUUCAUGAGAGGUUGACUUUUCGUGUUCGAACACAUAUUCGUGAUGAGAUAGUGAACUAUUUGCCUUCUGAUGGAGACUUGGAUUACCCUGCGAAGCUGGAACAAUCUGUUGAGAAUGAAUCGGGGACUACUGCUGCUGAUGAAAACCCAGAUGUAUUUAAAACUUGGUAUCCACCACUUGAGAAAACUUUAUCGUUGCUUUCAAAGUUGUAUCGCCUCUUAGAACCUGGAGUUUUCACUGGUUUAGCACAGGAAGCUGUAGAAGUUUGCUCGAUGUCUAUCCAAAAAGCAAGCAAACUGGUUUUAAAGAGAUCAACCCCAAUGAAUGGCCAGCUCUUCCUCAUAAAACAUCUUCUUAUUUUAAGGGAGCAGUAACACACAACGAACUUGAUUUCUCUCAUUUGCUGGAACAUUUAAGACGUAUUCUUAGAGGCCAAGCAUCACUAUUUGACUGGUCAAGAUCAACUUCAUUGGCAAGGACCUUGUCUCCCAGAGUUUUGGAAAGUCAAGUAGAUGCAAAGAAGGUUUGUGAGUUUGCCUUACGACACGACCUUUAUAUGAGUUGUACUGGAUACUCCUUAGUUGACUUGACUACACUGCAAUGUUUUGAGGUUGCCUGUGUUGUAUUUCGAAAGCAAGAGAAUAGAUUAUUUGCUGAUAAAAGGUUAUUGAAAAGAGUAAGUGUACCCCAAAUGAAGGGAUAUAACUUAUGUUCUAGUGAAGUCAAUUCUGGAAUUUAAGUUUUAUAUGCAAAUUUCACUGUAUCUUUCCCUUUGAGCGUUUAAUUAUUAUGCUAUUAGAAUUAACUAGGUGUUCUCUUUCAUAUAUUUCUUUUG
Juglans regia (Persian walnut) is the source of this 2203-nucleotide messenger RNA. Its product is annotated as conserved oligomeric Golgi complex subunit 3-like. The coding region runs from base 627 to 1742 and encodes 371 amino acids. Lineage: Eukaryota; Viridiplantae; Streptophyta; Magnoliopsida; Fagales; Juglandaceae. Gene Ontology annotation, cellular component: membrane; cis-Golgi network; COG complex. The record is from RefSeq and is a predicted model, not a curated record. The transcript has 19 exons. Gene Ontology annotation, biological process: intracellular protein transport; intra-Golgi vesicle-mediated transport; Golgi organization.